Chelmon rostratus (copperband butterflyfish) is the source of this 4009-nucleotide messenger RNA. Its product is annotated as zinc finger E-box-binding homeobox 1-like. The record is from RefSeq and is a predicted model, not a curated record. The coding region runs from base 3 to 3413 and encodes 1136 amino acids. Gene Ontology annotation, molecular function: RNA polymerase II cis-regulatory region sequence-specific DNA binding; DNA-binding transcription factor activity, RNA polymerase II-specific. Gene Ontology annotation, biological process: regulation of transcription by RNA polymerase II; anatomical structure development. The transcript is spliced from 8 exons. NCBI's taxonomy places the organism in Eukaryota, Metazoa, Chordata, Actinopteri, Chaetodontiformes, Chaetodontidae.
UCAUGGCGGAUGGCCCCAGGUGUAAGCGCAGAAAACAGGCGAACCCGAAGAGGAGCAGCGUGACAAACUUCAACAAUGGCUUGGAGGCCAGUUCAGACUCUGAUGACGAGGACAAGCUACACAUUGUGGAGGAGGACAGCCUGCAGGAGACCGAGGUCGCCAACGCCGAUGGGACUACGCCGCAGGACAGCCAUGAUGCCACCAUAACAGUAUUACCCCACAAUGGCUCCUUGAACGGAGUGAAAGACGAGUGUGUGUCAGAAGAGGAGGAGGAGGAGGAAGAGGUGAAGGAUACUCUAGUGGAGGAGAUUCUCCAGCAGGGAGACACAGCCAUCAUCUAUCCUGAAGCCCCGGAUGAUGAGCAGAGUCCAGCAGAAACAGGAGGCGCUGAUGAAAACGGCACCCCAGACUCCUUCUCCCAGUUGCACACUUGCCCCUACUGCUCCCGGGGCUACAAGCGCAACGCCUCGCUAAAGGAGCACAUCAAGUACCGGCACGAGACCAGCGAGGACAACUACAGCUGCUCGCACUGCAGCUACACCUUCACCUACCGCUCGCAGCUGGAGAGGCACAUGAGCCACCACAGGGGCACCAGGGAGCAGCGUCACGUUUCCCAGUCGACCGGAGGAUUAGAAGGAACAGGUGGAACCCGCAAGUUCAAGUGUAGCGAAUGCUCCAAGGCCUUCAAGUAUAAGCACCACCUGAAGGAGCACCUGCGCAUUCACAGUGGUGAGAAACCAUAUGAAUGCUCAAACUGCAAGAAGCGAUUCUCCCACUCAGGCUCCUACAGCUCCCACAUCAGUAGUAAGAAGUGUGUGGGUGCAGCAUCUCCUAAUGGUGUCCCUCAAAUGUCAAUCAAAUCCCCUCCACCCACUACCCAGGCCACACCGGUUGUAAUUGCUCCAGCCCGCGUGAUCCUCAAAGAGAAAACUGAAAGCAAACCCCUUCAGGAGCAGCUCCCCGUCACCCAGAUCAAAUCUGAACCUGUGGAAUACGAGUGCAAGACGGUGAUGGCGGCGCCGGCGACCUCAGCCGGUACCAACGGAGUGGUGAACGGAGGCACGGCGCAGCCGGCUGUGGUUCCAGCUGCAACCCUGCCUCAGGGCGUGGCUAUGGUCGUGCCAACGGUCGGCCUGAUGUCGCCCAUCAGCAUCAAUCUGAAUGACUUGCAGAAUGUGCUCAAAGUGGCGAUGGACGGAAACGUGCUCAGGCAGGUGCUGGGUACAGCUAACGGGGUGGUGACGCAGGGCAAGCAGGGGAUUAUAGUGCAGCAGCCCCAGCAGCAGAUCAUCAGCCUGCCGGCCUUUGUGGAUCACGACGGCACCACAAAGAUCAUCAUCAACUACAGCAUCAGCCCUGCGGCCGCCACUACUGCCACUACCCAGCCUGCACCGCCUGUUGCCAAAAACAAUGCCUCCCCCACUGUCACCACUGCUGCAGCCCCCACCCCCACCAAAACAGAUAAACCCUCGACCCCAGAGGUGGCCGACCUCACCAUCGUAAAGACAGAGCCAGAAUCGGUGCCCAUCAUCGAGGCAGAGGCAGUCACACAGACAGAAAUGAAAACUGUAAAGACUUCAGACGGCCACACAGCUCCGUUGCCAAAAGUCAGCAGCACCAGUACGUGUUUACUUUGCGACGACUGUCCCGACAACCUGGAGGCGCUGCACCUCCUCCAGCACCGCAAAGCCGCCAACGGGGAGGCCGUGGACUCCGCAGCGCUGGACCCCUCGUUCGCUGAUCUGCUCAGCGAGGCAGGGGUGACGCUGGAGGAGCCGCCCGUGGACGACCUCCUCUCGCUCCUCAAGACAUACUUCGCCUCCAAUGCCAACCCCAGCGAGGAGGAGCUGGCAAAGAUCUCAGAGUCUGUCAGUAUUCCUGUGGAUGUGGUCAGAAAGUGGUUUGCCAAGAUGAACUCUGGGAAAAAUGUGGGUAAAUACCGCAAAAACGCUACAGCGGUUUCCAAAAAGACUGAAACCACAAAUUCCAGCACGGCCGACGUCUCGAAUCAGAACGGAGAGGCAGAGGAAGACAGCGCCCAGGAAGCAUCGGACAAAGCCUCAUCAGAAUCAGGCAACGCUGCUCUGUCAGACUCUUCACCACUAAGCCUCAACACCGGGGACCUUGUCAUCAUUAAAAGGGAGCCAGAGGACCCAGAGGCCCCAGACUCGCAGGCAGAGCCGCUUGACCUGUCCCUUCCAAAACAUAUCGCUGCGGCGUUGGAAACAAAAAUGGCCGCGCCUCCCGCCAAGCAGCAGGAGCAGCCCCUGAACCUGACCUGCCUGAGGAAGGAGCAGCUGGAGAGUCGAACCGUCUAUGUCACGGCGCCUCAGACGGGAAGGCCGGUCAACAUCGUCACCGCCGCGCAGCUGCCCACGUUAGUGGCCAUCGCUGGUCAGGGCACGGUGGGCUGUCUCAGCGCCAUCAACACCACAUCCAAACGCACCAUCCUCAUCCCCCAGCUCACCUACACCUACGCCACUACGGCCGGCAACGCCACUGGAGCAAAGACCGUCGUACUGAACGGCCAUAAGCAGGAGAAGAAGCUGGACAGCAGCUCUGACGGUGUUUCCACAGCGGAGGAGCAGAAUGACGCAGAUUCGGCCUCACUGUUGAAGAAGCGACGGCUGGAAAACGGCGUCUACCCCUGUGAUCUAUGCUGUAAAGUCUUCCAGAAGGGCAGCUCCCUGCUCAGGCACAAAUAUGAACACACAGGAAAACGGCCCCACGAGUGCAACAUCUGCAAGAAGGCCUUCAAACACAAACACCACCUGAUCGAACACUCGAGGCUGCACUCCGGCGAGAAGCCCUACCAGUGUGAUAAGUGCGGGAAGCGAUUCUCUCACUCGGGCUCGUACUCCCAGCACAUGAACCACCGCUACUCCUACUGCAAGAAGGACGGGCCAGACUCCGGCUCCGGCUCCGGCUCGGGGUCGCGCAGGGCUCAGUCGGAGCUCGGCAGCCCCGGGGCCGGGCCGCAGUCGGACAGUCGGACCACGACCCCGCCCUCCCAACUGGACUCAGACGAGAGGGAGAGCGAGGACGACGAGGACGACGAGGCCAUGUGCAUGGACGACAUCCGGGUGGUGCAGGUGGACGACGGCGAGUGCGAGAUCUACGAGGGUAACUUCGAUGACGACGACGAGGACGGGGAGGAGAUGGCGGAGGAAGAGACGACGAGAGAGGAAGAGGAGGGGAAGGAGAAGGAGGACGAGGAGGUCGUUUGUGACGUGGUGGAGAUCGAGCUGGGGGACGAUCACAUGGAGGACGAAGAGAUGGAGGAAGAAAAGGAGGAAGCGGCAAGUGCAGAUACGGAGGAGAUGGCGGACUGUGAAGCGGCAUCGGACAAAAGCAUCAGGGAGGGCUCAGACAGUGCCGAACCCACAGAGGAAGCGGUGACAAACGCCAAAUAAAGGAAUAAACGUCUCUCCGGGACAGUUCGGUCAUUAAAAGUCGAGUUAAUUAGGACAAAACCGCAGAAAAGUCAGGAGAGUCACGGCGGUUGCCUGAUCUUAACGGUCCACUACUGUGUACAAAAACCCAGGUGUGCCUGAACUUGAAAAAAGAAAAAACAAAAACAGUGACUUUUUUUUUCUUGGUGGAACUGAAUUACCAGUGUUAUAAAUUGUUUAUAGAAGUACAGAUUUUAAAGCAGAACUCACCCAUCGACUUGUUAGACUUGUUACUGAGACAUCCCAGGUUGUUUUCUCCUUCGUUCGUUUUCAUUUGGUCAGUGUUACUAAUCUUGUUCUCGUUUGAAAACAUUUUAACCUGUAAAGAUGAGAAAGAUUUCUAUACCUUUUUAUUGCCAAUGAAGUUUCCUAAAUCAGUAUUUUAUUGAGUUCUACGAACAAAAACCUCUGCACUACAGUAUUCCUGGUUUACCUAUGGAUACAUGCCUCAUGCAUCGUAUGCCCUUCAGUGUUAUAUGCGUACACUAGCUAGCGAGAUGUUGUCCGUGUUAGUCUUAGUCUUUGCUAGCUAGCAUUACCUUUGUUUUCAGUUUGAC